This is a messenger RNA of Bactrocera tryoni, 2815 nucleotides long. RefSeq names its product DNA ligase 1 (gene DNAlig1). Gene Ontology annotation, molecular function: ATP binding; DNA ligase (ATP) activity; DNA binding. NCBI's taxonomy places the organism in Eukaryota, Metazoa, Arthropoda, Insecta, Diptera, Tephritidae. Gene Ontology annotation, cellular component: nucleus; mitochondrion. The record is from RefSeq and is a predicted model, not a curated record. Bases 67 to 2601 code for a protein of 844 amino acids. Gene Ontology annotation, biological process: DNA recombination; DNA biosynthetic process; Okazaki fragment processing involved in mitotic DNA replication. The transcript has 7 exons.
GACAAAUUCGCAAGUAUUUACAAUUUUUCUCAGGCGGAAUAACAACACAUUUAAAAUAAGAAAAAUAUGGCACAAAGAUCAAUUACGUUAGUUAUAAAUACUUUAAAAGAUUCCUUGGUUAAAGUUAAUAGCACAUUUGUUUUUAGGUCAUUUUUUAAGCCAGCAUCUAGUGCGGGCACUGAGGAAGCAUCAAGCGCGAAACGCAGCAGACAGGAAAGUCCUCAGUCUAAUGAAAAGAUUGGGGAACCGGAGAAGAAAAUUCAGAGAAAAUCUGAAGAAGCGGACAAAAGAGACGCAAAGCAAAAUGUACAGACAAAUGGAAAAAAUAGAGAUACAAAGAAGGCAUCACCGAAGGCGGCAAAAACAUCACCUAAGAACAAAAAUACAUCCAGUCCUUUCAAAAAGCAAAUAAGUGAUGUUAAAAAAGAGAUCGCAAAUGAAAAGGAAACCCUAGACAGCAAACUUAAUAUUACGUCCAGUCCAUUCAAAAAGCAAAUAAAUGAUGUUGAAAAAGAUAUCCCAAAUGAAAAAUCAGAAAGCAAACCUGCGGAAGUAAAGUCUGAGUCAAAAUCAAGUAAAGAUGAUGAUGCUUCAAACCAAAACUCAGGUAAAGAUGAUAGUGCGAAUGUUAAAAAACUUUCAGUGGAAUCCAAUCAGUGUGGUGCCGAAUACAAUCCAGCUUCUGCGAGAUAUCAUCCUAUAAAAGAUGCUUAUUGGAAAGCGAAAGAAAGCACACCAUAUUUGGCUUUAGCAAGAACUUUUGAAAUGAUCGAGGAUACCAAGGGACGUUAUAAGAUGGUAGAAAUACUAGCAAAUUUUUUAAGCUCUGUGUUAUUAUUAAAUCCAGAUGAUUUAUUAUCAUGUAUUUAUUUAAGUAUAAAUCAAUUGGCACCGGCAUACGAAGGCGUAGAGCUUGGUGUGGCGGAAACCACCUUGAUGAAAGUCAUAGCUGUCUCCACUGGACGUGAAUUGAAAUUUAUUAAAACACAAACGCAGGAAAUUGGUGAUUUAGGCAUUGUUGCUGAGCGUUCAAGAGUUUCGCAGCGUAUGAUGUUUACGCCGAAACCACUCACCGUACAAACUGUCUAUCAAAAAUUGCGAACAAUAGCAAAAAGUUCGGGUAAGGCUAAAUCUCCAAUUAUACAUGAUCUCUUUGUGGCAUCGCGUUACUCCGAAGCUAGAUAUAUCAUACGUUCACUGAUCGGCAAGAUGCGUAUAGGUAUUGCGGAAAAAAGUUUAUUUCAGGCUUUAGCCACAGCGUUAGUGAGCAGUAGACCCUAUGAUGAUAACUAUAAAAAGAAAAAACAAUCUGAAGCUGAUAUAAAGAAGGAUAUUGAGGAUAUAACAUUUCUACUUAAAACUGCUUAUUGUCAAUGUCCAAACUUCGAUAAAAUCGUAUCGACCUUACUUACGCACGGCAUUGAUGAUUUACUAAAAUAUUGCACCAUGGAACCCGGUGUGCCAUUGAAACCUAUGUUGGCACAUCCAACACGCGGUGUAUCCGAGGUGAUGGAUCGUUUGAAGGGCAAUAUCACGUGCGAAUGGAAAUACGAUGGCGAACGUGCGCAAAUUCAUGGCGACAACAAUGGCACCGUUAAUAUAUAUUCACGUAAUCAAGAGAAUAACACAACCAAAUACCCGGAUGUAAUAAAUCGCAUCGAUCACUUCAAAAAGGACACGGUACAAUCUUAUAUAGUAGACAGCGAAGUGGUAGCUUGGGAUAUUGAGCAGAAACAAAUUCUACCCUUCCAAGUGCUUAGCACCCGGAAAAGAAAGAAUGUAGAUGUAGAGGAGAUUAAAGUGCAGGUCUGCGUAUACGCAUUCGAUCUAUUAUAUUUAAAUGGCGAGGCGUUGACGUCGAAAAAUUUCGAAGACAGAAGACAAUUGCUGCGAGAUAAUUUUAAUGAAGUUGAGGGUGAAUUUCAAUUCGCAACUUCAUGUGACACCAAUGAUCCGGAGGACAUACAAGGCUUUUUGGAAAACUCUAUUAAAGGUAAUUGUGAGGGUUUGAUGAUCAAGUCGCUGGAUAACGAUGCAACCUAUGAAAUUGCGAAACGUUCACACAAGUGGCUGAAACUGAAAAAGGAUUAUCUGACUGGUGUGGGCGACUCAUUAGAUCUGGUUGUUAUUGGCGGUUACAUAGGCAAAGGCAAACGCACCGGUGUGUUUGGCGGAUUCUUGCUCGCUUGCUAUGACGACGAAAAUGAGGAAUAUCAAAGUAUAUGCAAAAUAGGCACAGGUUUGAACGAUGAGGAUUUGAGCACACAUGCAAAAUUCUUUAAAGAACACACAAUACCAGCACCAAAAUCAUAUUACCGAUUUGAUGCCAGCUUGGCGCCCGACACUUGGUUUGAAGCCGUGCAAGUGUGGGAGGUCAAAUGUGCGGAUCUUUCAUUGAGUCCGGUGCAUAAAGCCGCAAUCGGUAUUAUCGAUCCUGAAAAGGGCAUCUCACUAAGAUUUCCACGUUUUAUACGGAUACGUGAUGAUAAAUCUACAGAGGAUGCAACCGGUGCACAACAAGUGGCUUAUAUGUACCGCAAUCAGGAUCAAGUUAAGAAUCAAAAAAGCAAUGCUGCAGAGUUCGAUGAUGAUUUCUACUAACUAUAUAUAUAUAUAAGAAAUUAUUAUUAUUGUUUAGGGUAGCUCUAUUUGAUACACAAUGUUUGUUGCAAGUCAAGAAAAUUUUUAAGCAAAGUUUGUAUGUGCUUAGACGUGGAUAGUAGACAUCACGUUUGUUUAUUAUGCACUGUCAUUUUUUUUUGUUUGAAAUCAAAAUUAAUUAUUUAAAAAUGUAAGUUUCUGUUUACGUUGUAGU